UUUCAUGCAAUAUUGUUAAAAUAUUGUAUUAUUACUAAAAUUAUUAAAAUAAAAUUAUUUUGUUAUAUACCAAAAUUCUUCGUUAAUUGAAUAAAAAUAUGGAUUUAGUCAUAACCCCUGAACCGCAUUUAAUACCAGGCUAUACUGGCCAUUGUCCCCAAUUUCGUUUUCGUGAGGGGAAAACUUAUGGCAAACUUUCACAUAAACUUCUUAUAGAUCCCUGUACCAAACAUGCUGCUGAGUUGAUUGUUACACCACCAACUCAGCCGACUCUUAUGGAUUAUCCCACCGAAAGAGAAAUAAACAUGUUAAAAAAACGUAUUUAUUAUAUAGAUCCAGUCUAUCAGCAUCCCAUAAUACCGGGCUAUGAAGGUUUUAUACCAAAUAUGUCUAGUAAAACGGGCAAACGUUUUAUGGCUGCUGCCACUGCUGGUAUAGCAGAACAUGAGGCUUUAGCCAAAUUGUUAAGAUGUGAAAGAAAUUUAUUGAAACAUCGUGAUAUAUUAGAAAGUGGUAAGGGAAGGUUUGAUGCUAAGUUAAGAGAAAGAAUGAUUCCAAGUACAGUUUACAGAUUGCCUUUGAUUCCUGUAAAAACAAGGGGCCAAGCUUUACAAUUGGAUGAAAUAAAAACUAAAGUGAAAAGGGAGCUUUAUACCAAAUUUACAGUGCCUCACUUUAUGGAAAAUGAUAAUAAAGAGAAAUAUAUUGUAAAUGGUUACGCUGGUCACAUACCCAUGACCAUGACACGUUUCGGUCAAAGCAAUAAACAGCUGACAAACAGUGCUCUGUGUGAAUUUACCAAUAAUUAUCAUCAUCGCAAAAGUGACGAAUGGUGUCCCAUGGAGAUGAGUGGUAUACCAUCCUCUUCAACUAAUAGUGGACAAUUUGUCAUAUAUCAUCGAACAAUUGGUAUGGUACCAUCAUAUGCAGGACAUGUACCGGGUGAACUAUUUUCAUUUGGUCGCACGUAUGGUAACUCAACAAUUGAUGCAAAAAAUUGGUUGGCAUUGCACAAGGAUUGAUGAUGACACAGAGACAUGUUUUUGAUACAGGAUCAACAUCAAAAAAAAACUAGAUUUAUUUAAAAUACUUAAAUGUGAUUGUGUUUAUGUCCGUAUGUUUUUGUGUGAUUUGCAGCGCGUGUGUGCUUUGGAAUGUAUUUUAUUUAAUGUUUGAUAUAAAUUUUAGUUUAUUGCUAUAUUGUAUACUUAAUUUUAUAUAUUAAAUAGAGCAAAUUAUUUAAGUGCAUGCAAAUUUCAGUUUGAUGAAAAUAAAUUGUACAAAAAUUAAA
This is a messenger RNA of Lucilia cuprina (Australian sheep blowfly), 1291 nucleotides long. Its product is annotated as UPF0605 protein GA14893. The coding region runs from base 99 to 1022 and encodes 307 amino acids. The record is from RefSeq and is a predicted model, not a curated record. Lineage: Eukaryota; Metazoa; Arthropoda; Insecta; Diptera; Calliphoridae. The transcript is spliced from 4 exons.